This is a messenger RNA of Stegastes partitus (bicolor damselfish), 979 nucleotides long. Its product is annotated as proteasome subunit alpha type-4. Gene Ontology annotation, cellular component: proteasome core complex, alpha-subunit complex; proteasome core complex. The record is from RefSeq and is a predicted model, not a curated record. Bases 82 to 867 code for a protein of 261 amino acids. The transcript is spliced from 9 exons. NCBI's taxonomy places the organism in Eukaryota, Metazoa, Chordata, Actinopteri, Pomacentridae. Gene Ontology annotation, biological process: ubiquitin-dependent protein catabolic process.
UGACGCGCCCCUGUGACGUCACUAGCACGCGCCAAACAGAAAGCUCUUCAGUGCACCAGGGUUUGACAACAGUCUCAAAUAAUGUCUCGCCGGUAUGAUUCACGAACAACCAUCUUCUCACCUGAAGGACGUCUGUACCAGGUUGAGUAUGCCAUGGAAGCCAUUGGUCACGCCGGCACCUGCCUGGGAAUUUUAGCCAAUGAUGGAGUGCUGCUGGCUGCUGAGAGGAGGAACAUCCACAAGCUGUUGGAUGAAGUGUUUUUCUCAGAGAAAAUCUACAAGCUGAAUGAAGACAUGGCGUGCAGUGUGGCUGGAAUCACAUCAGAUGCCAACGUACUGACCAAUGAGCUGAGGCUUAUAGCACAGAGAUAUCUGCUGCAGUACCAGGAACCAAUACCUUGCGAGCAGCUGGUCACAGCGCUGUGUGACAUCAAACAAGCCUACACUCAGUUUGGAGGAAAGCGCCCGUUUGGAGUGUCGCUGCUCUACAUGGGCUGGGACAAACACUACGGCUUCCAGCUCUACCAGAGCGACCCCAGUGGAAACUACGGAGGCUGGAAGGCCACCUGCAUCGGAAAUAACAGCGCUGCAGCUGUCUCGAUGCUGAAGCAGGACUACAAGGAAGGAGAGAUGACCCUUUCCUCGGCACUCGCCCUUGCCGUUAAAGUUCUCAAUAAAACCAUGGACGUCAGCAAGCUGUCUGCAGAGAAGGUGGAGAUCGCCACCCUGACCCGCGAGAAUGGUAAGACCUGCAUCAAGGUGCUGAAGCUGAAGGAGGUGGAGGAGCUGAUCAAGAAGCAUGAGGCAGAGGAGGCCAAAGCCGAGAAAGACAAGAAGGAGAAGGAACAGAAGGAGAAGGACAAGUAGUGACGUCUGCCCAGACUUUGAGUUCUGUUUUUGAGAACGAAUGUGAGUUUGAGAGCGUGUAGGUUUGUGUAUGUGUUGUUUCUUAAAAUAAAGCCAAAUGAUAAAUACUUGA